CUUACGUCGCAAAUCGCGAGGAUCGGAUCUUGAUACUGCCCUCGUCUCAUUGUCCGCUACACAUCAACAAACAAGCUGCAGCAUCGAGCUUCCUACGGACCUUUCCAUUGAGCACGAAAAAGUCACUAGCGAGCCCCUUGAUCUCGAGUCCGCCUUGCGACCGUUGUGUUGGUCGCCUUUGCCAGAUCGCACCACCCCAUUUCAGACAGGACCAUCGGAUAGACUGCCCAUCGAACCACUAUCUUCAUAUCCUCGUUAUUCGGAUCGUCCGCAGAUAUACGACCAAACCUAUAAUAACCUCGUCAUCCGAUGAAAGCUCCAUCGAGAAAUGAUUGCCCUUGAGCGGACUCCUCCUCAUUGCGCAGCGGCAAGCCCAACACACCGGACAUGAUGAACAGCAGCAAGGCGAACUGCCCGCCAUUACAAAGACAUAGGAGGAGGUCUGACCAUGUCUCGCCAAGUUCUCCCUCGGUUUCUCGACGAUUUGUCGACCGCCCGAACAGAUAUAGCGACGCUCUCAGUCCUGCCGAACCCGCGUCGAGCACCGACGACUCGGAUAGCCCGUCCCUCAACCUCAACCUCACUCUCUCCUCUCCUGCCUACGAACAUCUCCGAGCCUUGCCAUCAGCGCCUCCCGCCUUGAAGAAUUUCUCAUUCGAGCCUAGACAUUACCAAAGAUUAUCCGAAGAUAAUGGCCGUCCGAGAUAUCGUACGUCGGACGAGAAUGCCCGUCCUGCCACAAGCGACGCCGUGGACGCGAAUGCAACCCUCCCGCAUCCCGCUCUAAGCACUGCCGGUCAGUACACUGAACUCCCCUUGAGACCUGCUCUUGUGCCGUACAAUACCAGUCCCAAUGAUAUCAGAGACAAAAUAUCAUUGGAACGUCAAGCACCAAGGCCUGGAGACGGCGCGUCCUCGCCCAGUUUCCGCAACCACAGCUUUUCUUCGCCGGUGAUGGACCGGCCUACGACUGAAGAGCCCCCUCAUGGAAAGCUUCAUGCAGGGAAGAAGAGCAGAUUGAAUUUACUGAACCCCAUGAGUUUGCUUGCUCGCCGUCGAUCGUCGCAAAACCAAAAGCUUGAGGAUGUCAACCUCAGUAUCAAGACCUUCUCCGUGCCAGCACUUCCAGACGACUUCGACCCAAGUAUCAGAGGCAAGGUUGUGCACGAUUUCUCGGCUCCGCGUACCCGCAGGUUGUACUCUCAGAAUGAUAUAAGCGGCGCAGACUCCCCAGCGCCACGGUCAGCAGAUCCCAAUUGUAUCUACGAGUCGCCAGGCGGAAGGCUGUAUACAAAUGGAACUCCAAAUCUCAACCACAGUCCCAUGUUCAAGGAGCACUUCCAGGAUGAUCGGCCGUCUUUGCGGCCAGAUCGGACAGCAUACUUGCAUAAUUUCAAUGCCUCGCACAUGGCACAUGAACUGCAGGAUCCCGACAGCGUUCCUGAAUUUGCUAAGCGGCUUCCAGCUGUCAUUCCACAGCCCGACGUCGAUUUCAAACCUCUACCUUCAGACAAAGAAAACAUACCUCUGCCACCACCGCCGGUGGUGCCAUCACCCCCACCGCCAACACCGCCGCCUAAGAGCACACCUUCACCAAAGUUUGAUCCACCGCCUGCUGCAGCACUCCCUAAACACAUGACAAGCACUUCAUCACGAUUUAGCUUUCAGCUUGGAGAUCUGGGGUCCUCAGCUCAGGAAAGACUGCUCGAGGAAAAGCACAAGGAGCACGAGGCGACAAAGAAGAUCACUGCUCCUGGUGCUGAAGAAGACGAUGACUAUGCAGACUAUGACUUUGAUGCAGAUGAUGGAUUUGAAGAAAAGAUUCCUGGGAUCAAUGCGAACUAUGAGGAAGACGAUGGCUUUGGGGACGACAUCCCUGAAGCAAACGCCCUUGUGGCCCGCUAUGGACCUCCUCAGCCUGAAGCAUCUGAUCUGUCGCAACUUGUGGUACCAGAAACUCGGCCUACGGAGCUGCAAAGGCGAUCGCUGCAGGGAUUCCACUUCACACCACAAUCAUUGACAUUCAGCCCGACAAGCACAAAUAAUGCAUCUCAACCAACACCACGCGACCACGAAGGAUUCCCGAUCGGAAUCGCCGAUUCGAGAGAAUCCUCUCAACACGGACAUCCAAAGUCUGACGGCAAGGAUUCAAUCGAGAUCGAGCGAGUUUCUCUCCUCGGCGGACUGGGUAUCUCGGCAGCCGAAGUGCCCGGGAGGCGGACUCAGCACACAUCACGUCCCCAAGGCCAGAUUUUCGACGAUGAAGAUCUAUACUUUGAUGAUGGCGAAUUUGGCGACCUGGAUGUUGAUAUUCCCAGCGGCGAGUUUGAUGAGCAAAUUUUCGACGAUGAGACAAGCACAAUUCGUGAUAUCCCCGCGGAGAAUGCCCGUAAACUUGAGGCCGCACGGCAUCUGGCUGGUGCUGACGGCGAAGUCAAGACCGUUAAUCCUUGGGACGACAUUGUUGAUGCAGAACCCUUGGGGGGCAGUGGCACCCGCGCGAAAGGGCCCCCAGCGUCGUUCGAGCCAUCUCAGGCAGAAUCGACACCUCCAGCGAAGCAGAAUCCUGUCGCUGGUCUCACCGAAACCAAUCUCGCGGCUUACCACGAUGCCCUAGCCUUGGCUGCCAAUCAAGCAGCGUCGGAAGGAAAAUUCGACCGAAAAGUGAGCUUCAGCCAGAGUUCGGACGAGACCUCCCAGUCGCCCAGUCAGCGAGGGGUCAUCUCGGACGACAGUCGCUUCAGCUACAAUGUCAGCUCGGCCAUUGCAGAAGAUGAUGGCUUUCCCUUUGACGACGAUCUCGACGACGACCCGAUGAUAGCCGAGGCCAACGCAGAAGCACUGGAAAACGACGACGAAGGCUUCUAUGGUCGUGAGUUUGGAUUCUAUGCACGUUCUCAUUUCAAAGGAAAUUCCGAGCUUGUCAUUGGCGGCUAUUUUGCCGAACGCGGCUCCAACGGCAUCAAGCGCAGCCAUAGUGGCAAGGCGAAUUUUCAAGAGCCUAGUUUGACACCAAUAACGGAACGGAGCGAAUGGAGCACCAGGAAUUCAGUAGUAUCUCUUCACCUGCCAGGCGGGAUGCCUGCUUCAGCGCAAUCUCUGCCUAGUCCAGGGAUUGCUCAACUACUUGAACUCGACUCGCCUGGGUUCGACGAGGACAUGAGUUUUAGUGCGUUGUUGAAGCUCCGUGGACGGACAUUUGGAGGGAGCACAUCCAGUAUCAGCAGCUCGGCUGCUGGAAACUCGGUCAGUUCGCCGCUGGCUCACUUCUCGAAUCACACAUUCCCCCAAGGCGAUCUCAAUGCGGCAAGAAUGUCAUCGUCUCUGCAAGGUCGGUCGUCGCCCGCAGGUAUACCUGAAUCGGAGGAAGAGGAGGAAGAAGCCGACAGGUCGACGUUGACCCAGAACACACCUCGCAAGAAAUCGGUGGAACCCUUUGUCGUGACAUCGCAGGAGGACAUGCCUUCCUCGCCUGGACCUAUGGGCGGCGACCGAAGAAAAGGGCGUCACAGCAGAACCAGCAGUGGCGCCGAGAGUGUUACAUAUUCGCGUGAUAGAGACGGGCGCUGGGUACUGGAAAGAAGGAGGACUGAUGAAGAAAGUGGAGCAGAAGUUGUUGAUCGAGAAAUCUUAGCAGGAGCCCGUAUUUGAGCGUUGGAGAGAUAUACACAGUAUAACGGAUCCUGUUGGACAUUGGUUUUUGUUCCGGAAGAGAAAAGUACAAUACAGACGACGACAUGAUACCCCAUAGAAAUCGAGUACUGCGAUG
Exophiala xenobiotica is the source of this 3769-nucleotide messenger RNA. RefSeq lists its product as uncharacterized. NCBI's taxonomy places the organism in Eukaryota, Fungi, Ascomycota, Eurotiomycetes, Chaetothyriales, Herpotrichiellaceae. The coding region runs from base 388 to 3651 and encodes 1087 amino acids. The transcript has a single exon. The record is from RefSeq and is a predicted model, not a curated record.